GAGCGGAGGCUGAGGAGAGGCUGGCUGGCGGCUCCGGGGCGGGAGCCGCGGCCCCUCGGGCGCUCCCCGCCGCUCUCGCUUCUCUUGGGGCCGCCGCGGGCCAGGCCGGCCUGGCCGGCCUCUAGCCGCCCGUGCGGGCGCGGCCGGGCCGGCGGGCUGUUCCCGGUUGUGGCUGACCCCAGGCGGCGCCGGAGUCUCGGCGCCGGGGAGGAGUAGGCGUUUCCCGCUGGGCUGCGCCGGGCCUGGCCAGCCCGCUGCGGUUCUGCGGCCGGGGGCAGGGCAGGGCAGGGACGCGCCGCAGAGGCAAGCUUCUGAAUGACUCUCACGGGCAGGUAACUGCUCUUGCAAGAUCCCUUGAAUCUGCAGGAAGGAGUCUCAGAGGCUACUGAGACAGGGCUGUAUGAAAACUCCCAGAGGAAAUGCCAGUUGGGAUGGCUCGAGAUCUGGAGGAAACUGGCUCAUCCUCAGAGGAGGAGGAAGAAGUUGUAGAUGGGCUAGAGGAUCAUCCAUGCAUCAGGUGGACUGGUGGUGGCUGCAGGCGGAUCCCUAUCUUGGUGUUCCACGCUGAAGCCAUUCUGACAAAGGACAGCUAUCUCCGCCUAAUUGGAGAGCGCUACCACUUGUCCUAUAAGAUUGUGCGAACAGACAGCCGUCUGGUUCGAAGCAUUCUGGCUGCCCACGGAUUCCAUGAGGUGCACCCUAAUAGCAGCGAUUAUAAUCUCAUGUGGACAGGAUCACACUUGAAGCCCUACCUGCUGCGUUCCCUUACAGAUAUUCAAAAAGUCAAUCAUUUCCCUAGGUCGUAUGAGCUGACACGAAAGGACAGACUAUACAAGAACAUCAGUCGUAUGCAGCUGGCCCAUGGAUUCAAGACGUUCCAUAUCUUACCUCAGACCUUCAUCCUGCCGACAGAAUACCAGGACUUCUGCAAUACCUAUUCUAAGGACAGAGGCCCAUGGAUAGUGAAGCCUGUAGCCUCUUCCAGGGGUCGAGGUGUCUACCUGGUAAACAAUCCCAACCAGAUUGUCCUGGAAGACAACAUCCUCGUUUCUCGUUACAUCAGCAACCCCCUGCUCAUAGAUGAUUUCAAAUUCGAUGUGCGCCUCUAUGUUCUGGUUACUUCCUAUGAUCCACUUGUCAUCUAUCUCUACGAGGAAGGAUUGGCCAGGUUUGCAACAGUGAGGUAUGACCAGGCAUCCAAGAACAUUAAAAACCAGUUCAUGCAUCUGACCAACUACAGUGUCAACAAGAAGAGUGGAGAUUAUGUCAGCUGCGAUGAUCCUGAAGUAGAGGAUUAUGGAAACAAGUGGAGCAUGAGUGCAAUGCUGAGGUACUUAAAACAAGAGGGGAGAGACACCGCAGCAUUGAUGGCGAAUGUGGAGGACCUGAUUAUCAAGACUGUAGUUUCUGCUGAGUUGACCAUUGCCACAGCUUGUAAAACUUUUCUUUCACAUCGUGGCAGCUGCUUUGAGCUGUAUGGUUUUGAUGUCCUUAUUGAUGACACUCUCAAGCCCUGGCUGUUGGAAGUGAACCUAUCCCCAUCGUUGGCCUGUGAUGCUCCUUUGGACCUGAAGAUCAAAGCUAGCAUGCUCUCAGAUAUGUUCACUCUUGUAGGCUUUGUGUGCCAGGAUCCAGGCCAACGGUCAAGCAGGACCUUUUAUCAUUCAUCUGAAUCUGUCAGGAGAAAUAUGUACCAGAAGCUGCAGCGUCCUGUGUCUGCGCAGUCGCAAACAGCAAACACCAGAUUGCGUACCCGUCCUCUGUCUGCUAGUGAUGCUGAAAUUAAAAACCCAGUGACCUCAGGGAAGGAAAAAGCAACAGGAAGGCAAGGCACUUCUGUGCUAGGUCUCUCCAUGGAGGAGAUAAAAGUUCUUCGUCGCGUGAGAGAGGAGAAUGAACGGAGAGGAGGCUUCAUCCGGAUAUUCCCUACCCCAUUAACAUGGGACCUUUAUGGAUCCUUUUUAGAGCACAAGACUUCAAUGAACUACAUGCUGGCUACACGUCUGUUUGAGGACAGGGGUAAGAUGAAAAGAGACUUCAUCACUGGGAGAUCCCGAGCAGGUCUUAAUGGAAGGCUGGAUAUGAGGCUGGAAGCUGUAGACUCUCAUGCUCUCUUUUAUGAGAGAAAGCUUGUUUCACUGGAGUUACGGAAGCGCCGGCGAUGUCAUGGCAAGGCUAGAGCAGCACGAACACGAUCAUCAGGGACAUCAGAACCAACAAAGCUGUCCCUCAAGUCAGACACAGAAGGUGAGGAGGAAGAGGAGGUGGAUGCAGAUGAAGAUGAAGAGCUAGAUAGAACUGUUGGCUCUCUUUCGGACACCCAGGUGAAAAGCAAGCCAAAGCUCUCUGACUUGGUGAAAACUACUUGUAAGGAGAGGUUACCAAAAACACUUGACAAGAAAACUGGAAAUGGAAAAGAGCUGUUUCUUCGAAAAAAAGACUCAGAAUCUCAGUUUAACUUGCUGCAGAUUCUUCAAAAGCAUGGAAACUUGAGCAAAGUACAAGCUCGCCGGGCUUUCUCUGCCUAUCUACAGCAUGUUCAGUUGCGACUGAUGAAGGAGGCUGGUGACCAGAUCCAGAAUCCUGCCUGGGCUGCCAAAGAGGAUGAACAAAUGGAGCUUGUGGUACGCUUUCUGAAGCGAGCUGCCAGCAAUCUUCAGCAGUCCGUGAGGAUGCUGCUCCCCAGCCGUCGCUUAGGACUAAAUGAUCGUCGUCGUAUUCUUGCUCACCAGUUGGGCGAGUUCAUAAUCUGUUAUAACAAGGAAACGGAGCAGAUGGCUCAGAAGCAAUCAAAGAAGAAACAGGAAGAGGAGGAGGAGGGAGUGAAUCCCGAAGGUUUUCAGAACUUUAUUACCAGAGCAAGUGAAAGCGACCUGGAGGAAGUGCUGACAUUUUACACGCACAAAACCAAGUCAGCAAGUGUCUUCCUAGGAACAAACUCCACAAGCACAAAACCCAGCAAUACCAGUGAUCAGUCAGAGAAACAGCCUCAAGGGGAGCAUCCUGAGGUGGUGAAAAAAAUAAAAGGUGAUCAGUCCAAAAGUUCAGUUGCAGAUCUGCCUGCAGAAGGAGCAUUAAAAGGCUAUAAACCCAAAGAAGUUAAAGCAACCUUUCCAGAAGGACCCACCUUCUCCUUAAAUGCGGAAGUGAAAUUACCUCCGUGCGGCCUUCCUAGUGCUUCUUCCUCUGUUUCUGGUGCCAUGUUCCAGAGAAGUACCAGUUCCUGGAUACCAUCUCAGCCUGCAGCCUCUGAAAAUUCACAGGUGCCUGGUCACCAUUCAUUGCCGGCUCCUCCAGUUGGUCCCAGGCUGAUUCAGUGCCCAUUCCCACUACCCUCCUCACAGAGUACAGCUCCUGAUGGCUCCUCUGUCUUCACAAACCCAGUGUCCAGUGAGGCUUCUAGCCUUGCAGGAUUACAUCGUUGUCAUUCUGGUAGCUACACCAUUGGCCCAUUCUCAUCUUUUCAGAGAACCGCUCAAAUCUACAGCCAAAGAUUGUCCCGACCAUCCUCUGCAAAAGUAGGUUUGUGCCGUCGUAGUCCAAGUGGGCAGCGUGUGGGUUCAGCCAUGAUGCACAAAGAUGCAGAAGAUACUUCUUCCCAGGGCAAACAUUAUAACCCCAAUAUGGUAGCAGCAGAACUGCAGCAGCUGGCAGAAAAGCAAGCAGCCUGUCAGUAUUCCCCACCAAGCCACAUCAGUCUCCUUACACAGCAGUUAACAAACCUGAACUUGGCAAGUGGAGCUAUUAGCAAGGGGGAUGCAGCCGCCCCACAGAGCUACCAGUCACCACUCAGCAAAAGAGGGUCAUUGUGGGCUGUUCAGUCAGACACUCAUAUAGGUGACAAAAGAUCUGUCUCUUCAGCAAUCAGGGCUCCAGAGAGUCAUCGUUUUGCCUGGGAAGGAGAGAUGGAGAACAGUGUGUACAACAAGGUGAUGCAGAGGCCGCUAACACAUCCCAACUAUCAGCUCCAUUUUGCUGUGCAGCAACUUCAGCAGCAGAAACUUCAGUCACGACAGCUGUUGGAGCAAAGCCAAGCCCGGCACCAGGCUUUCUUUGCCAACUCCUCACACUCCAACACCAGCCAUAUAGCUAUGCCAGCUGGCUCUGAUGCCCGCAAGACAUCAAGUGCCACUUCUAGUAUCCAGAAGGCAGCCAGUUUGCACAAAGUGAUGCCAUCCCAGAGUACGCCUUCUCAACUGGUUCCAAAGCCUCCAGCAAACCACAGGCAGGCAGUGGUCAGAAAGGUUUCAGCCCAGAGGAUUUCCAAGGUGACCUCCACUGAAAGGCAACUGAACAGAUUUCAAAACACCCUUCGCAGUGCUGCAUCCUGUGAGCCAGGGACAAAUUCCACAGCUUCUGCUCGCAGAGAAGAACUAAUGCUGAACACCAGGUGAGGAAUCCAGGGUUUUGCUUCAAGUAUGGGGCAAAGGAAGAAGCAGCAGUGACUUCAUACCACCACACUCCCAUAACAGCCAGGAAAGAGUGAAGAGGAGGAGGCCCUGGUGAGAGGACAACCCACCAAGGAGAGUACCUGAACAUCUGUGGCAGCUAGUGAUAGACCUGCAAGCUGAGGUGAAUGAUUGCCUCUGAGAGCUUCUGCUGCUGAGUCUUGGGGUCCCUUCACCCCACUUCUUCCUGACCACUAACCGUGAGAUCCCUCUUUAAGACAGAGGUCCUCCAGCCAUCUGUAUUGUUCUUCCUAAGGUCCAAGUUUGAACAUAAACUCUCAUUUGCUCAGCCAUUUCAGGCUGUCCUAGUCUGAUAACAGCCAAGGUUCUCUGCUGUCAUCACAUCGCAACCAUCAGCAGAGAAAAGUAUUAGAACAUACGACUGGAGACAUCCAUGUUGGUUGCCAUCUUGAAUUUUGGCACAGAGCUAUAGAAAUGAUUGGCUUGAAUAAAGGAAUUUCAUUUAUUUGUUUUGGUUAUAAUUUCAGUUAUUAAUUCACACCCCCAAAAUACUUGCUGUCAUAUUGGACAGGAUUUUAAAUCUGUCUUUAUGUUUCAGUAUUGGAUGCUUAUGUUCUGUGUGGCUUAUUUUGUAUUGCAAUUUCUGUUUGUUUAGGCUUUAUAAACUUUUUAAAUUGGCUGAUGUUUUCAGACCAAGUUUGAACCCUAAGGCCCAGGUGGCUCCUAUCAGUUGCAAUAGUGGCUUGGUGAAGUGCUCCAGUUAAAAUUUGCCUAACGGUAUGAAAAUUAAUCUGCUUGUGUUAGGAAACAACAUCAGCAGCUGGAAAAUGUAUUGGAGAGAAGAUCCACCCAUCCUUAAAAUGAACAGGAAGCAGCUUCAGUUCUGGAUCUUUGUUGGUGCCAGGUUAAAGGAAAACUCAGUAUUUUGCAACUUCUGCCUUAUCAAACAGCAAGUGGUAUGACUAAUUCUCAAAGGAUACAAAACCUCUUGUUUGUAUCAGAUCCCUCAGAGAUUGGAUUCUAACAGCCUGUUUGAUCUGUUUUCUUAUUCCACAGCUCCCCUGUCAUAUCUAGCCUGUAUAGUCUGUUUUAAGAGAUCAUUCGCAUGAGUUGGCAAGUAGAUAAUGAUCAACCCAAAUGGCUGACAGAAGAAACAGUGUCAGAGGGGGGAAAGUGUUUUCUCUUGAAAUGAUGGUGUUCGUGUUCACUCUUGGAUUGUGCAUAUUUUCUGUUGUUCAAGACCAGAUAAAUUGUGAGAAGAUGAAAUAAUUAUGUUCAUACCCCAUUAGUUUCACUAUUGCUUGCUCCAGGCAUGAAUUCAUAGGACAGAACAUGCAUUUUUUGAUUUCUGUUCCACUCAUGCACUUGACAGAUAUUGAAUACAUCAUUUGUCUAAAAUGCAGUUCUCUGAUGUAGCUGUUCCUUUUCUUACUUCCUUGGCUUAUCUUUCAUUUCCUAGACAGUCAGAGGAUAGUCACGAUCCUGUUCACUUUCUCUGCGUUUUUCAGCUGUGUUCUUCAAGAAUUUACACAGCAUUUGUCUGCUGCCUGUUCUGCCAUCACAUAUCAUCAGUGACCAAGAGAUCUGUAAAAUCUUGUGAAGUUACUUCCAGAUCACAUCCCUUCUGUCUGUAAUCAUUGAAUUCCACCCACGGAUCUCCAAGCUAGAUGCUUCUACUGGUGCAUCAAGUUGUUGGCUCAUGAUGAGUGAAGAUUCAGUUGCAGAAGUUGUCAUUUCAAACUUUUGCACAUUCUCAGCAUCUGUGGGCUUCCAGACCUUAGGUCUGCCUUUUCAUAGCCUACUCUUCUAUGUAUGGUGUUGGCUAUAGCCUCCAGCUCUGUUCCAGAACUGUCAGAGGGGCUAUUUCCCUAUAAGAGCGUCAGUAAGUAACAGAUUCCAUUCCUGUCUUCCUCCCACGGGAUCUGAGUUACCUUUAUUCCACUGAGUUUCAUGUGCAGGAUUGAGUACCUAUAGGAUAUAUAUCCUUGUGGAACUCUCAGCUUCGUUUUUGUUCCCUGCUUUCUUCACUCAGGUUGUCAAAGCCACCUCUGAAAACUAUAGAGAGUUUUGGAGGAUAGAGAUUUAUAUGCACAGUUAGCCCAGGAGAGGUGAUUGUUUUCAGAGGAUCAUUGGCAGAAACAGCAUUCUUACAUCUCUAUCUGACAAAUUACCAUUAGUGCUGGUUUAUUAUGAACAUAAGUUAAUUGUUUUGUCAACUUUGCCAGUAUCCCACCCACUCAUUUUGGGAUAAUGGUUUGUACUCAAUUAUAGCCAGAAUGUUUUCUGAACUUGUUUGCAUUGUGUGUUAGAUGUAGCCAGCACCACAUCUGUAACUGUGAUGAUUUAGUAGCAAUACAUCAGACAUCUUGUCUCUAAGAUUUUUGAAAUAUUCAGAGAAAUGCACAUUGCAGUCUAAGACCCAUGUUUCAAAUGGAUGAAUUUUGUCAGCUUCAGGAGCAGUAAAGUUUUGCAUCUUUUGUCCCUGGAAAAUUUUUCUUCUGCUUUCAACAAGUAAAAAAAAAAAACCCAGGGAUAUCAAGACUGGUCCUUUAUCUCAAGCCAAACACCUAGACCUUGAACUCCUGUCCAGCCUCAGGAUAUGCUAGGGCAGCUGGAGCAUCAAAGGAAAUAGCAGUAUUCCUUUGCCUUGGGCAUCUGCUGAUCCCAGCUCUGGAAACAAAUGCUAUUACCUUGGGAGUAUGUGCAAUAGAGAAUUGGGAAUUAAUUUUGCGAUCCCAGCCUCUUAAUUUUUCUGUCUUCCUUUACCCCGCUCAGCCUGUCUGUCUUCGUGCAUGGUGGAUACUGUGUACUGAAGGAUAACAUAUGUAUUUUCCCUCUUUGCAGCUCUGCUACCUUCAUGUCAGUCUCUUUUUGAAAACUUCUCAGAGACUGCCUCAGUUAAUAUCUUAGGAGAGGAGGGAUAGAACUGUUUCCCGCAAGGCAUUUUACAGGAAGUGUUUUCUAGUACAAGGGAGGAAAGGAAAAUAGAAACCAAUCUGGAUUUGUAAUAGUUGAACAUGAGGGGAGUACAGUUACAUAUGUGUUCCUCAAGUGGUAAUUAGUUUGUCUCUGCUUUUAUGACUUUUACUUCCCUGUAUUCAUCAUUGAGUUUCAUCAAAAGUGCCUUUGUUACUGUGAGAAAAGAAAAUUACCAAUAGAAAGCCCCAACAAUCAUUCAGCACCUACUUCAGUGGUGAGACUAGAUAAUGUAACCAAGGUGUCCUCUUGCUCUCUCCUACUCCGUGAUGUUUGCAUCACUUCUAAAUUAAGGAGCCUGUUCCAAAGACAGAGCAUCAGGCUUGUUAUUCUUGAAAGGAGUAAGGUGCAUAUCAGAGUCCUGGAGGCUGAGGUAAUGCAGUGUUCAUACAAGCGUUUUGUGCUGCGCUUAGGUGAUGAACAUAUCACAACAUCAAAAUUAAGAGAGUGAUAUUAGAUUCUCUCCUCUCCAGAAGCAGCUGACUUGUACUUAGUGUGUGAAGUAUUAAGUUCACUUUUACAUGGUUCAUCUUAGCCUUUAAAACAGCUUCACAAGCCAUGUGAGUACUAUCAGUGGGACAUCAUGUUGUGACACUAGAUAGACUUAGUUUUGGAUGGUCACAAAACAUACUGAAAUUUCCAUUCUCAAGACCAGAUAUGCUUUUGGACAAUCAUGGUUUGUUGGAAAUGCUCCUCAUUAUGAUGCCUGAAAUGUCAACAUACACGUCUCAGAUACUGGUUCCACACUGUGGCAGGAGGUUUUAGUAUCAAGAGCUUUGUUUACUAGUAGGAAUCUCACUGCUGUGCCUCUUCCUCAUACUGGAAUAUGGAUAGUCUGUGUGUGCACAGAAUUGAAUGGCUGGCAGUGCUGGACCAUUCCUCUUCUUUACCAGUGAAGGAGAUCACUGACUUGUAGAUGAGUUUACAGAACAGACUGGAUUCUCAGCUUGCGUUCUUGUACUAAUACAACAGUUCCAGUCAUUUUGGAUUAUUUGAUGGAAACAAAAGUAGUCUGGCUCCUGACAUAUUUUUGUUAAGGUUUACUUGAUCAAACUGCCAAGGAUGUUUUUCUUCAGUCAGUCCUACAUUUGCUGCUCAUCAUAAUCCUGGGCUCACUGUUUGAAUUUGGAUGAGUUAUUUGCUUGUGUUUAAAUAGUUGGGUUUUUUUGGUUGCAGUAACUGGCUGAUUGAUCCUCUUCAUAAUAUUUCCUUUCUGAACACAUUAUUCCUGUGGAUCUGUCAUGAGCUUCUUCUAAAAGAAGCUUCUGAGCUUAACUUAAAUGUGGGACUUGACCUCCUUUUCUUCUUUCUAGAACCUCAUGUUUCUAGACCUAAGACAUCCUUGUUUAUGCCAGACAUCAGGAGGACCUUAUUUGAUCGUUACAGAAUCAGGUCUGUCAAAUGGUCCUUGAGAUUGGUUAUAUCAAGAGCACGAAACUUAAUAUUCAUUGUUCUCUUCAUGCAGGAAGUGGUUAAUGGGAAAAGAUGUGGGCAAGGAGGAGUAUAAAGGAGAAGGUGAAAAGGGAGUAAUUAUUUGCAGUCUUGCCCACUAGAAGUAGGAGCAUCAGAUAAAACUAACAGAUAUCAGAUUCAAAGAAUAAUAAAAAAAAGGGGGGAGGGGGUGCGAUUUUUUUUCACAGUGUGUAAAUGACCUGUGGAACUCUUUGUCACAAGAUGUUGUGGAUACAAAAAAGUGUAUGUGAUUUGAAAAGACAAAUAUAUGAAAAAGUAAUCUAUUAGGGCAUAUUGAAUAUUAAAACUAAAAAACAAGCAGGAAGUUUCUAAGCCUUUUCAAGUGACUUUUCUGGGGAAGUAUCACAAUGGUCUUUUACAAUUUUUAGCUUGUCUACCAGGCAUGUUCUGUUGACCAACAUCAGAGAGUAGAGGUGGGCUAGAUGGUCUUGUAGUCUGACUUUGUAUGGAUGUUUUAUUUUGACAGUGGCAGUACAGCCUGACAGAAUAGCCAAGGCAAGUUUGCCUUCCAUGAGAGUGGCGUAUUCCACCACAAUUCACUCUGUAGUGUUGGGUUUUCUAAGAAAAGUCUCCAUUGCUGACAUCUGCCAAGUUGUCACAUGCAGCUUGUGUACACCUUCACCUGGGUGGGCACUAUAUAUUGCAGAGGCUUUCAGACUGAUGAAGCUCUUACAGAAGCAUAAGGGACACCAAGAUCCACCUCUAGACAGCUGUGAUUUUGGAGUAGGAUGUUUGUAAAUGGUUAAUUGCUUAAAUAUGGAAAAGAAAAUACCACUCCCUGAAGCUUUUAAGUUAUCUUGUUCAUACACAUUUCACUUCUCAACAUCUUUGUCUUCCCAAUUGCUUGAAUGCAGAGAACCUUCAGGGUGAAUGUGCACAGCCACAUCUUAAAGAACUACAGUACCCGGUAGCUGCUUUCUUCCCACUUUAGAACCCUACUGUCCUUUUCCAAAGAAUGAGAUUAAGUUUCCCUGCUGCCUUAGAAAUUAGUAGCUAGGAAACACAAGCUGAUCUGCUCCAAAAUUGUUGGAUUCUGCAUUUUUGAAGCAGCCUCUCCAUCCAGUUUUAACACAGAGGACAGAACCCACUGAACUAAAGGUGACAAACAAGACACCAGGCCUGUCCUCAGGAGCCUGCUCUGUCACCUUACCAAAAAAGGAUUUUACUGGCCUUCAUUGAAAAAGUUUUCACCGCUGUUUCCAAUUUAAAGGAAGAAUCACUGAUCACUGUAGAGACCCUGGUGUGAAGCCUUUUCCAGUGGUAUUCAGUGAAUCAUAGUGAUUCCUUAAGGAAAAGAGUAUACUUAACAAGGGCCUCUUCUCUACAAGUUCAUGCCUACAGCACACACAAUGAGCUUGAGAAAUCUUAUAUUCUUUGAAAAGGAGAGGCUUCUUUAUCUGACCUAUCAGACAAAAUCAUUGAAUUGGCCUUAAAAAACAACUUUGAUAUAUUUGUUAAGAAUUAUGGGGCUGUUAAAAAUGUAUUUUUUAUUACCAGAGUUUUUAUCAUUUGUUUGGGGCAGGUGGAAGAGCUGCUGCUAUCUCUAAAUACAAUUUCAGCAUUGUAUUUGGCUUUUCGCCUAUGGGUGUUCUGGGAUGUGCAACAGAAGACAACCCCAGAGCAUUAGUUUAAUUUGGUGUCCCUGCAAGAGUAUUUUAGACUAUCUCAUUUCACCGUAGUUAUAGCAAAGGUAAAUUGUAGUCUCCUUCCCCCAGACUAAGAAGAGACAAGUUACUGUACUCAGUGUAGUUAUAUUCAAACAUCAUAAAAUCUCCUCAAAAAAAUGUUUUGGGGUUAUUGAUCUACUCCCUAUGUCUUGAAUAUUACCAUGUCAAAAGUCAGGAAGGAAUCUUUGAAAAGUUCCUCUACUGCCAAGUCCAAAUGUUUGACUGUCAUCACUCCCUCAUGCUACUAUAAAAUUUUUCUUAGGCAGGGGAAGAAAACUGACAAGAGAUUUUCCCCACUGUUUCCAGUCAUUACUAUAUAGAAUUCACUUCAUGUUUUUCAAGUGGUUUUGCCUUGUUUGUGCCAUUCUUCAGGGUGUGCAGAUGGACCGCCAUGAAUCUACUGGGAGGGCAAAUGAAGUUGUAGGUGUCCCAUUAGUGCCACUAGUUAUGGUACUUAUGCUUCCAGUUGCAUGAUGCUUCUGCCAUUCAAAUUGGGGUUGUCUUCCCUCCUGAAAAUGUGUUUUCUCCACCAUUUCUAAUUCUAGAAAUUUAAUGUGGAAUACAUUUUGUCUAUGAAAUCAGCUAGGAUUUUUUUUCUUAUCCACAGACCUACAAGACUCAUGUCUCCAUAUGUCUACUGAAAAUUUCUCAUGAAAAAUAUCUAAGAAUAAAGAUUGGUGAUUCUUCCUGCCAAA
Tyto alba (common barn owl) is the source of this 11220-nucleotide messenger RNA. RefSeq names its product tubulin tyrosine ligase like 5 (gene TTLL5). Gene Ontology annotation, molecular function: tubulin binding; tubulin-glutamic acid ligase activity. The transcript is spliced from 34 exons. The record is from RefSeq and is a predicted model, not a curated record. The coding region runs from base 420 to 4394 and encodes 1324 amino acids. Gene Ontology annotation, cellular component: cilium. NCBI's taxonomy places the organism in Eukaryota, Metazoa, Chordata, Aves, Strigiformes, Tytonidae. Gene Ontology annotation, biological process: protein polyglutamylation; microtubule cytoskeleton organization.